AAAAUUUAAUGUUUUGAAUGGAGGCUAAAAAGAAAGUAACACAGUCUGAGAUUGCUUUGGGUGAUUUAAGACAAAGACAGGCUAAGGGCAGAAACUUGUAUUAUGAGAUAUUUAAACAUAAGAUGGACCAAGCCCCAAAUGAUAUUAAUCAAUUUUGCAAUCCCAAAUUGGAGGAAGAAUCAAGGCAAACCCUCUUGAAAUGGAUAAGGGAUCUCGAUGAUAGAAGUUCUUCUCAGAGCUUGCAAAUUUUGUUUUCCUUCUCAAUCCCAUCAUCUACUGCAAUUGAUGAAAUAAUCAACCUUCACAUGCCAGUGAUCUCUGCUGGAGCUGGCACUGGCUAUUGGGAGUAUCUCCUCCAUGAAAGAGGAGCUGACAUUGUUAUGUUUGAUCAUAAUAAAAUAUACCCUGAAGGGAUGAGAUACUUGGAUAUUCAGACUGGAGGCCCUGAGCUUCUGAGAGAUCAUCAAGAUAGAGUCUUACUGAUUGCCUGGCCAGAUAAUGAAGAAUCUUCCACAUUUGGAAUUGACUGUCUUAACAAUUAUAAGGGUGAUACAAUAAUACACAUUGGUGAGCUUCUCGGCGAAACCUUCUCAGCCAAUCCCUGGGGUCAGUCCUCCUCACGUGACUUUCAACUUCGUCUUGCCGAAACAUUUCGUUGCGUAUCACGUGUUCAGCUACCUAACUGGCCAGGUCACAUGGAUAGUUUAACAAUCUGGUCACGAGUUGAUCACGUGGACAGUAGCACUGAAAUGGUGUAUAUUGCUAGUGGAGGUAUAGUUGGCCAGCGAUAUUACGGUUGGAAGAACUAGGGAAUUGCGUGAUUAUAAUGCGUCUGAUCACACUUUGCCCCGCAACAAGGUGCGAUACACAGUUAGUCAGGCGCAUAUCUAGGAUUGGCUGAAUAGGUGGCAAUGAGGGGGGUUGCGUGCGUGGGCACACCCCCUUACCUAGGUAAGUGUCUGUUAGUGCUGGCUACCAUUUUUGGGAAUGUUAUUUUUGUUAACACGACUUCUUGGAUAUUUUCUAAGAUUUUAUUUAGAUUUUGAGGUGGGAACACCUCCAAAGUGCGAAAUUUGUUUUCGUAGAUUUAAGAAACAAUGUUGCACCUGCCCGCGAGAAGUUAGCGAAAAAGGGAGGGGGGUUACCAUUCCUAGAAUAGGAACGGGGUUACGUUUUUUUCUACUCUUGCUCCCAGGAGCAAGUGUGAGCAAGCAUUUUUACCUUUUAUGUGUGUACCUGGGUUAUAAAGUUGAGCCUGUCCCCGGUACUUUACUUUACUCCUUUGUCUCGGGAGAUCCUUUACCUUAUUUUCAAUCUUGAAUGUCGUAGUAAGCGAUAUAUAUGUAUUGAAUAAAUACAAAUUAAAAUAUCCGAAAAGGAAUGAGCAAAAGAGAGCGAGGGGGACCAAUAUUGAACAAACUUAUAAAGAUAGAAAGUACUUUAGAGAUUUCACUAAAUUUAAUAAAGAAAUAUUCAUAAAUGAUCUAAACAGCGUAGAUUUUAACGCCCUUGUUAGUGCAGAUGAAUAACAUUGUUAGCGCAAUAACACACGUGACAAAUAAACAUGCCCCAAUUAAAAAAACCUGAUAAUCUAACAUCUUUGCAUUUGCAUCUUUGCCUCGUUACUACGACAUUCAAUUUUGAUGGUAUGAUAAAGAAAAUCCCGAGAGCAAUGGAGAAUUCUAAAGGAAUAAAGUACCGAGCACAGGCUCACCGUUUUAACCCGCGUUCCCCAAACGCAAACUCGUUCCUAUAUCUGGCAGCAUAUGUGUGUCGACGUCUGAUUAGAAACAACCCAAAGAUAAAAUAAUGGCCGUGUUCCUUAACCUGUGUAUCUGGGAUGAAGCGUACACUUGGUAAACGUACACUUGGUAUAGCCCAAACAAUAUUUAACCGCUCACAGAUGCUGAAGACUCUUCUAUAGUAAUUCAGAGCUUUGUAGCAGGCUUCGUAAUGUUGAAUGGGGGGUGGGGGAGAGGAGCGAAGUAAACAUAGGUUAGUAGCGUCCAGGCGCAGGAUAUCUAGAGGACUCGCGUAAUAGCUAAUAGGCAACAUAUAAGGAAGUGAAUGGCUUGUAUUUGCUCGGAUGGAUUAAAGCUUCUCAUCAGCUACAUUUUAAGGUACCGCGGAAAAUAAGGGACAGAGGGCGUCAAGAAUAGUUUUCAAUACCGACAAACGAAUCGAGGUUCUGGCAAAAAGCUUUUAAAAGAUGAACAUAUAGCAUCCCUAACACACUCUAACACAAACCGAAGCCAAUGUGUGAUUUGGUUUGCUAAGAAUUGAAUUGACUGCCCGUUGAUAAAUAAGGUAACACAAAGCAUGGUCAAUGCAAUUAAGUCUCAAUAAAAUAAACAGUAAUCCCACCUCCUCAGAGGAAGUAACAUUAAUGCGACGGCAAACAAGUGGCCGGUAAUUGUUUGAUCUAUGCUUUAUAUAGGAUGAAAGUCAUGAAAGUUGUUUUGGCUUGAACUGAAGUAUUGUGAAGAGAAUAAUAUGAAUGAGACAUGAACAAGAGUCUCUAACUACUCUUUUGAAUAAGAGUUUGAAAUCACCUGCUACAAAACAAUUCGCUCCUGGACUGAUUACCCAUAAGUAAGCCCUCAAUAAAUAGGAGUUAUGAAGAGAAGUGCAAACGCUUAAUAAGGCAGGGAAUAAAUGAACUUAACUGGA
Molecule: messenger RNA, 2670 nt
Organism: Nematostella vectensis (starlet sea anemone)
Lineage: Eukaryota; Metazoa; Cnidaria; Anthozoa; Actiniaria; Edwardsiidae
Exons: 5
Coding region: 18-809 (263 amino acids)
Source: RefSeq, a predicted model, not a curated record